Messenger RNA from Somion occarium, 2802 nucleotides. NCBI's taxonomy places the organism in Eukaryota, Fungi, Basidiomycota, Agaricomycetes, Polyporales, Cerrenaceae. The record is from the annotation of a GenBank genome assembly.
AGGUACAUUGAGGGUUGUCUGCGAUCCACGACUACUACAGCCCUCUCCUCGGUUAUAUCACUCCGGAAGACCGCCCUAAUGUCUGUGCAUCCGCAUAUUUGCACUUUCUGAAGUCUCUCUUACCUCUGCCAUGUCCAAUGACAUUCAGAAGGCCGACCAGAUAGCACAUAGGUUCUACACUAAACUCUCCUUAGUCGUCAGCUAUGCUAGGGCAACGGCAGAGCCGUCUGCACAGUCCAAGGUAGACAAAUGGUUCAACCUAGAAACGCCAGACGCGGAUACGUUCAAGAAGCAUACCACUAUCUAUCGCUCUAUUUCGUCCUCGCCGUCGCCGCCACCUUCAUUUCAGCUGCAGGUCCUCUUAUCUAUUCCAGAGCUGACCAACAACCAGGUCCUUGCAUAUGUUGCCCCCGACUCGUCGCGCUCACCCAUUGAUCCCUCGCCAAAGUACAUCCUCCUCGAGAACUGGUCCCUCGUCUUCACACCCCAUCAGACAAACUUACCUUCCGAGGAUAGGUCAGAUGUCACACCUCCGACUAUAUACAAGCACGGUAUAUCUCUCUUCAGGAGUAUGUUUACCUUACUACGUAUCUUGCCUGCGUGGAAGUUAGCCAGACGUUUACGUUCGCAACGGAACGGCAAAUUCAGCAUCGAAUUGCGAGUCGAGGGCAUGGGCGAAGACAGCAGCAUCAGUGCACACGACAUUCUGGGGUUUGGCACACCGGUGCACAACCAUUCUGCACUGCCGAUGGACUUUCAUGAGUUCUCGCCCGUACCUCAUCCAAAGGGUUCCCUCGCUCUAUCUGUGACUUGUCUGUCAUCGCCGAACUUUAGGCUUGUAGAUAGGGAGUCUCUCUUGUCUUCACGGUUCUUGUCACAGGACGAAGGCCCCGAGUUUACACCUACAUUGCUCAAGAACCAACAGCGCGAGUCUCUAUCUCCCUCACCUGGCAGUCUUCCCCUGAGAACGUCAUUACCCCGUUCUCCUCCCUCGUCCAUAGCAGAACGCUUUGUUGUUCCCCCACCUUCCCAUACGCGUACCCCUUCAUUAUCUGGGGGAAGUCCUCGUUUGCAGAGUGUGGCGUUACCCAUGACUAGAGCGCCUUCCUCUGCCUCUGGCGCCAUUCCAACCGCUUCCGCAUCCGGAGUAUCAGAAGGUUCCUCUACCAGACAAGGCGGUGCGUCUCCCGGCUCCAGAGAGGACUCUUUACCUAUCUCUGGCCUGGCAGCCAGGCUGCGCAGAGAGAGUUUGGGACGCGGUUCGGAAACCCCGUCCUCUGCGGGGCCGGUUGCCAUUCGUAGACCUCAAGUCCACCCGUUCAAGUCCUACACCCUUUCUUCGGGCUCUCCAUCACUCCAUUCACCCUCUCCAUCACUGCGGCAGCACUCUCCCUUGUCAACAGGAGGGGCGGGGCCGUCUUUACCUUCUCGGCCUCCUCAUUCUCCUAUAUCUUCUCGUGCGCAAGGGCCUCCUUCCCCUAUAGGAAUCGGUGGGAAACUUCCAUUACCUGUGACUCCGUUUCGGCCUUCUCCGCCAUUGGGACCUUCAAGUCUAGGCGAUAGACGAUCAUUGGCAUCUGCCGAGGGUGUAGUCGCCAGUGGGACCACUGGAGACGCUUCUCCAAGACCAAGUGGAAAGCGGUACUCGAGCAGUUUUGGACACCGUUAUGCUAAUAGUGGAGGCGCCGGUAGUGAAGGCAGCGCGGGGAGCGGUGCACGAGACCAAGAACGUCCAUCUAGCGCCUCGUUCCUUAGUACUAAUACGGAUGAUGAUGAGAUAUCAGCCUUCGUACAGGAUAUCGAUGCGCGCAAGCCACUAACAAGCACGAGGGACCAAAGAUCACAGGAGUCGCCUUCUCCAGCGCCUUCUGGUGAAGCAUUAUCAACCGAUGCAGGGCGAUCGAGAAUACGGACAAUGUCUGUUCCCGGUCCUGUGUUGACCACGGCAGAAGCGGUUGGCGAACGCCUGAAGGAGAUGAACGAAGCCUUCUUGGCUAGUCUCGCUGGGUUCGGAAACAGACGAAGACAGGGAAGUGAAGAUCGACAAAGCAGCGCAGGAUCCAGUACUGCAAGAGCAUUGAGCUCUGGAGCGUCGACUGUUGGACGCCGUACGAUUCUGGAUCCUAUAUCUAUUCACGGUAGGCAAAGCAGGCAAGAUGAGUCUGGCAACGCCAGUCCCAGUAUGUCCAGAAGGACGAGUGCAACAGGCAUGUAUGGGUUGCCUUCGCCUUACGUUCGACCGAGGUUUGCGUCAACUGGGAGCGCGAGAUCUGGAAUGAGUAUUGCAUCCGAGGAGGUUUUAGGAAGGAUGGAUCCGGAGAUUGAAGAUGAGAGAAGGCGAAGUCGAGGUUCGUUUCCUCCCGAGCCUAGGUGAUUGACGACUUAGGAUUUCUGGCGGCCAUCUGAUUCUUUCCUACACUAUCAUAUUACGUUUUUCUCGCCUUCACAUUCCACCACCACCACCACCACCAUGCUCUCAUAUGCACUCCCGCUUGGCACAUAACGCAUCAACUGACUAUCUUCUCGGCUUCUUCCACACAUGGCUUUCCCCUCCCCUCUCAUGUAGCAUUGUAUAUUAUACGUACCAGUGGUCGGACAGUGAUUUGUUUUUUUUCUCAUUCAUCGAGGUUGUUUCGACGAGUUGUUUUAUUAUUUCUCACUGAUGUUUUUACAUACCCGCAGUAUAUUUUAGAGGAUGUUAUAUGAAUGCUUUUACGCUUGGCUUGUUCCGGUAGUGCAACAUAUGCAUUAUAUGAUAGUCAGGGUAGUAUUCAUAUGACAAAAUAUAGCAUGGGUAUGAAA